Messenger RNA from Dalotia coriaria, 1217 nucleotides. RefSeq lists its product as uncharacterized. NCBI's taxonomy places the organism in Eukaryota, Metazoa, Arthropoda, Insecta, Coleoptera, Staphylinidae. The record is from RefSeq and is a predicted model, not a curated record. The transcript has 5 exons. The coding region runs from base 78 to 674 and encodes 198 amino acids.
GACGAGCUCGCACACUCGAACAAGUGAAACUUAAGACAAAACUCAUCCCAACGCGCAAGGACACAGAUAUUCUCACAAUGAGAGCUUUCGUGGUUAUGUCCGCAUUAUUGGCAGUGGCCUGCGGAAGGCCCGAACCCCCAAUCAGCGGUGGCGGCGGCGGCAGUGGUUACAGCUACAAUGCACCGAGUGCACCAAGCAACAGUUACGCCCCACCCAGCGGUAGUUACGGCGGCCCGCAGCCGCAAUACGGCGCGCCACCACAACAACCCACCGUGCACAAACACGUCUACGUUCACGUGCCGCCCCCAGAGCAAGAGUACCACGCACCACGCAAACCAAUUCAAGUAGCCGCCCCUCAGAAACACUAUAAAAUUAUCUUCAUCAAGGCCCCAGCACCACCAGCGCCAACCGCGCCAGUCAUCCCUCUGCAGCCACAGAACGAAGAGAAGACUUUGGUCUACGUUUUGGUGAAGAAACCGGAGGAAGCGCCAGAGAUUAACAUUCCUACACCAGCGCCAACGCAGCCGAGCAAACCGGAAGUUUACUUCAUUCGUUACAAGACUCAGAAACAAGAAGGUGGUUACCAAGCAUCCGGCGUCCCCGAAAGCCAAUACGGCGCGCCAGCAGCGCCCCCAAGCAGCGAAUACGGCGCCCCAUCAAGCGGCGGCUACUAAACACCCCCGCCAGAUCACACGCCCACGCCCACACAUCAACAACCAUUCGACGCUCGCCCCCUCUCACACAGGCGGCGACACUUGUACAGUCACAUUUUAUAUAUUAUUGUUUACGUUUAAUCUCUGUUCUAAUUAUAACCUAAACACUCGUGUUUUACUAUAAGCUAUAAUUCAUUUGUUCCGCCUCUUCGAACGAACACAUAUAGCCCCUAAAUAAGUAACAUAUGUAAACGUACUUAAUGUUAAUACGAACAAAGAAAAAAACGGUGAUAUAAUUAAGUAAAUCUUAUACAAGAGCUUUAUACAAAAUACGAUGUAAGACGUACGGAUAGAAUUUUAUUAAUGUUGUAUUUAAGAAGUUAGCAAGUAUGUAUUGAACACACAUUCAUUCGUCUACACGCAACACACAUCCACAUAUCCAUCACAUAUUAUCACACGGCGCGUAAGCCCAGGCGACGUGGUUAUUUUUACUAUCAUACGUACUUAUGCUUGCAUAUUUUAUACAUAUAUGAAUUGAUGAAUAAAUGAAUAUGAUUAUAAAAA